This is a messenger RNA of Coregonus sp. 'balchen', 4405 nucleotides long. Lineage: Eukaryota; Metazoa; Chordata; Actinopteri; Salmoniformes; Salmonidae. The record is from the annotation of a GenBank genome assembly.
AUGGCGAUACCGUGGAGGCUCUGUUGGAGGUGGACUACAGGCGCUACGAGUACACGUGUACUAGAAACCAUAUGCGGUUUUAAUGGAAGGUCUGCUACGUUUGCUGCCUCGUCUCUCCGAGGAACGGGGGCCGUCGCUUGCUCGGGAUAUGAGGUAGAUAUCGUGCGCGCGUGUCAGUGCCAAUAUUUCGCCGGGCGGGCGUGCUGUCAACCCAAGGAAGGUCAACCGGUAUUUAACAUGGAAUCUGCAAGCUGAUCUUAUCUUAUUGAAUGAGCUAUAGCUUGCCUGGUGUAGCUAUAUUGGGAUUUAGUCCAGUUUAUUCCAGUUGUAGUAGCGAACAAAAAACAUCUAUAUUUUAUGAAGGACAUUGGUUUUGUGGGUAUAGUUACAACAAAGAUUGUUGCUAUUUGACAAGAUGGUUUGGAGUUCUAGCUAGCCAUACCAUACAUCUUGCUGGUUUGUUCUGCAGUCUCAGUUUAGCUAAAGGUCAAGACAAUUCAUGUCAUUGCAGGGCUACACUGUACUAAGCCUUGCACUUGAUUUAUCUCACUGACUUAACCCUUUUAGUUCAGAAGGGACACUAGGUUAUAGGGUUGGGCAGAUAUAUGAUUACAUUUAAUAAUAUGAUAUUUGACAUUGACGAUAUGUCGUGAUGUGCAAUACCAUACUCUAUUCCCCUCAAACUAAGCAAGUGCCACUUCGUUUUUUCAUUGUUCCCCUCUAAUCAGGGACUGAUUUAGACCUGGAACACCAGGUGGGUGGAAUUAAUUAUCAGGUAGAACAGAGAACCAGCAGGCUCCGGACCUUGUAGGGUAAGAGUUGAAUACCCCUGCUCUAUUUGAACUUUACAAAUCAAAACUGUGCAGUUUGAUCAGUUAGGCUGUAUCAAAUAUGUUUAUUCAAUUUUUUUUUGCAUAUUUACGAUAUUAUAAAGUCUGGAAUCAUCUAGUCAUUAACGGCACAAAACGAUUAUAUAGGAUAUCGCAAUAUUUGGAGUAACUUAUCAUAGAAGAGGUCUCCCCAAAUAUCUCCCAACCCUACCAUGUUAUUACUAGACAGAACUGUCAGUGGGUAGCCUACAUUGCUUGGUCAAGUGUAUGUGGUUCAUAGCCUAGAAUAACCUCAACUAGGCUACCUCAUAACAUUAUGUCCUUCAGUAACCUGAGUAAAAGUUGUCAAAUGCUCGCCUGACUAAAGGUUUGGCUACAUGUGCUCAAGUUGUUGUGCUCAGGUUAUUCAUUUGUGACAUUGAUUUAUUUCAGGGGAUGUCUUCCAGGCCUGUACACACAACCUCAAAAGGCAACUAUAUUCUGACAAGGUGAGUCUGAGAUUGAAAUAUCAUAUGCAGUAAUUUAUAUAGAUAGAGAUAUGAUAUAUGGAUGCAGUAAUUGUUAUAUUUAUGUGUGCAUAUUUAUUUUCCAGUAGGCACAAAUCAAGGUUGCUUUACCCCACACCAAAGCCUUGCUGCUGCAAAAGGAUACACAGUGAUGCCAAGUUGAAGGACCCGUUCACACUAGCCCAAAAAGACUUGAAUCAUUUGUAUGAUGAUAUUAAAAAGGUAAGUCAUGUGACUUUGUCGUCAUGUAGCAUGGCUACAGUGUCAUGCGCGUCUUACUUUGUCUCAUAUAGCUUAUAUGCACAGUUCAGACUACUGUUACUGAUAUUAAAGUUACUUAACCCCAAUAAAGGUGUCUUUUCUGUUCUUCACAGGAGCUUUUUGUGUCCAAAUCAGAGCUGAAGUCCUUAUGUGACUACUACUUUGACGGGAAGGGCAAGGCCUUCCGACCCAUGAUAGUGGUGCUGAUGGCCCGGGCCUGCAAUAUUCACAGCAACAGAGAUGGGUAAGAUACUAUCCUGGGUAUAGUGCAGUGAACUCGGUAGGUAGUAUGUGAACUAGGUACAUACAUACUUGGUAGUAAUGUAUGUAGCCUUAUGGUGUACAAGAGGCAGACUUGGGUGAGAAACUAUGCUAAUUAAAUGCAUCUAUCUAGCACACACACCAGGAACAACUUGUCACAAGUGACUGGGGAGAAUACACAUUUUAGAAAGGUAAGAUAGGCUGUACCCUUUGAUUGCUGUUUAUGACUUCAUUGCCGGAGAUGGCUGUAGGCUAUUACAGUCUAAAUGAAUCAUGCACAUGCUAUUCCAUUGCAAUAACCAUUUCAUAAAAUGAUUCAUUCAGGCUGCCCAUAUCAGUGAUUGUCGAUUGAACCAAUAUGUGUGAGCAAGGUCUGACUAUGUAGUUCUCUGUCUGUCUGUGUAGAGAUCUGCUCCCAGGCCAGCGGUCCAUAGCUAUGAUCUCUGAAAUGAUCCACACUGCCAGCCUGGUCCACGAUGAUGUCAUCGACGGCUCGGACAAGCGGAGGGGGAAGACUACCAUCAAUGAAGUGUGGGGGGAGCGAAAGGUGACCCGAGUCCUCCGAACUAGGGUUGUCUGUUAGCAGUAGCCAGUCAUGUUGUCAUAUACACGCUACUCAACAACAAUAUAUGCAGUUCAUGUUAUUGAGGAAAAUUGUCAUAUGAAAUGACCCCAGUUAUCUUGAAAAGGUGCCAGACUAACACCUUUCUGUAAUGUAUCUUAUGACAAACUAAUACACCCUUACUAGUUGUAAGAUCAUAUGGUUUUGUUAAUCAUGUGUUCUAUAUACUCUCCCAGGCCAUUUUAGCUGGAGACUUCAUCCUCUCGGCAGCCUCCAUGGCUCUGGCCCGUAUCGGCAACAACACGGUGGUGUCAGUGCUGUCUCAGGUCAUAGAGGAUCUGGUGCGAGGUAAGGACCCAUGCAACAGUAAGUUGCGCAAUAUCAUUGUUGCAUUGCACAAGAAAUGCAGUCCGUUACAGUUUAAACAGUUGAUUUUUAUCUGUUACCUUGGCUGUUUCAGUUACUGUACACUUUAACAGAACUACACUUUGAGUUUUCAGUUUCGCUUAUCACCAUUACCUGCCCUUUUACAGUCAAGAUUGUUGUAAUGCAACGCUUCUGAUUCUGUAAGGGGAAAUGAGGAAUCAACGUUCAAGAUUACCAAAGCGUAUAGGAAAUGCUAUCUCUGUUCACACUAAUAUAUUUGUUGAUGUUCCAGGGGAAUUCAUGCAGCUGGGCUCCAAGGAAAACGAGAAUGAGAGAUUUAAGCACUACCUCGAGAAGAACUUCAAGAAGACUGCCAGUCUUAUUGCGAAACAGUUGUAAAGCAGUAUGUACGUUCUAUCUCGACAACAAUAACAGACUUCCAGGAAGUCUUAGGGCAGAACUGAAAAGGUCUGUGUUGACUGGUUGUCAUUUUCCAUUCAAGGUGUCUAUUCUGGUGAACUCGGAUCCAGAGGUACAUGAAAUAGCCUUUCAGUACGGCAGGAACGUAGGCAUUGCCUUUCAGGUACAUUUCAAAAUUUGCUUUUGCCUCUUGAAUGGGUGUCGUAUAAUAUUCUUAUUUAUUUUAUAUUUAUUUUAUAAAUGAAUUUAAGAAUGAAAUGUGUAAGUUUUUGAAGUUGACUUAAUGUUAAUUCUGUGUGUCCUAGCUGGUGGAUGAUGUGCUGGACUUCACAGCAUGUGCCAGCCAGCUAGGAAAGCCUUCGGCUACAGACCUUAAGCUGGGCCUGGCCACCGGACCAGUCCUGUUUGCCUGUCAACAGGUGUGUUAUUGUGCACAUCUUCCAUUUAUUGAAGGAAAAAGUUGAACAGUCAACAUUUAGCUUCCCAUAUGGGAAAUUAAUAACUUUUCUGGUUACUGUCCAACAUUGCUAUUUCUAGAUUGAAUCACAGUGACUGAUUAGUCUAUAUAUAUAUAUAUAUAUAUAUAUAUAUAUAUAUAUAUAUAUGUAUAUAUAUGUAUAUAUAUGUAUAUAUAUGUAUAUAUAUGUAUAUAUAUGUAUAUAUAUAUAUAUAUAUAUGUGUGUAUAUAAUAUGCCUAAUUGCGUAGUCUGUGACAGUGUAUUUUACCGUUUCCUCUUUAGUUUCCUGAGCUGCAUGCUAUGAUCAUGAGGAGGUUCAGCACCAGUGGAGACGUGGAUCGGGCCUGGCAGUAUGUCCUGGAGGUAAGGCUGUUGAUGAAGAUGGAUGGACACAUUUCUACCUUUGUGAGAAUUGCGUGUAUAAAAACACAAUCUAAAAAUACUAUUGGUCUUAUGAUUAUGUAGUCUGCCUUUGCAUUGUUUGCUCUUUGGUGUUUUAGGCUGGGUGUCUGUAAAGCACUUUGUAAAAAGGGCUGAUGUAAAAAGGGCUUUAUAAAAUAAGUUUAUAAAAUACACCCGCCUGGUUUCUCCUUCCCUCAGAGUGAUGGUGUGGAUCAGACCAACUACCUGGCCCAGCGCUACUGCCAGGAGGCCAUCCGGCAGAUCAGCCUGCUUAGGCCCUCCCCGGAACGGGACGCCCUCAUCAGGCUCACCGAGAUGGUCCUCACCCGCGACAAGUGA